AUGAGUUUUGCUGGCGACCUUUACAAAAUGUUGCCAAAAGCAGCGGACAACAUCUUUCCUGCUCACCUAUCGGCCAUCUCGGCUGCCCUUGGCCCUAGGACUCGACUCGGGGCCAGAGGGAACAGAGUCCGGAGAUGGCCCAGAAAAAAAGGAUAAAUUAAUGGGUGAAAAAACCAAACCAACGGGAAGAUUAAGGACGUGAUUUCUGAUAUUGAUCCUCUCACAAGGCUGAUUUUGAUCAACGCGAUCUACUUCAAAGGAACCUGGAAACAACAGUUUGAUCCCAGAGACACAGCGAAGGGAAUUUUCACAAUGUCCUCGGGUGACACCAUCCAGGUUGAUAUGAUGAGAAUGGAAAAUCUAUUUCUCAUGGACCGCAAUGAAAGCCUCAAAUGUCAAGUGCUGGAACUGCCCUAUCUAAAAGGACACAUCAGCAUGUUAAUUUUUCUACCCUUUGAAGCUGAUGGGCUGACAUUCCUAGAGGAAAAACUCAAUUAUGACACACUCAACAAUGCCUUCUAUCUCAAACCACGACAAGUCGACGUUACACUACCGAAAUUUGUCAUGGACUCCACUUUUGCAUUAGACAAAGUCCUGCCGUUCCUGGGAAUGGUUGAUGCAUUUGAUGCGAAAACUGCUGAUUUUUCUGGCAUGUCUGCUUCUGCUGAUCUGUACAUCUCACAGUUCGUACACAAGACGUUUUUAGAUGUCAACGAAAAAGGGACUGAAGCUUCUGCAGCUACAUAUGCAUGCGUGUGCUUAGGUUCCAAACCGAUAUCUCGACCAUUUGUGGCUGACCACCCAUUCCUGUUCGUUAUCCGUGACAAGAGCGUGAACAUGAUCCUAUUCAUAGGCAAACUGGAAAAACCAUAAACUAUCAUUACAUACUCUGAAGUCGCACACUACCGAGGAUUUCUUAAAGUAGAACAUCACAAUGUACUUUUUUUUUUUUUAUACUUUUCUUUGCAUUUGUGAGUGAGUGAUUAUUAUCUUUAUCUCGCGGACUAUUGAAUUCUAACCCUGAGAUUGUUGAUUUUAAUCAGAAAACCUCUUGUAACCACAAACUGAAAUAAUAGUCAAUUAUGUAGCAGUGUUUCUGCCAGAAAGAAAUGUUUGGGUAUGGAUGCUAUGAAAUUGAAUAUUUACAAUGUGUAUACUGAAUGUGAUAGGGGGUAAAGGGGUCUCCCCUAGAAAGAAAAUGGGUUAGGGUUAAGAAAAUCAUACAUUAAUAAUAAAGGGUCAUUAAUUUUGUCAAAAGGUCAACUUUAAAAAUAAAAAAAUCUGUAAAUAAUUUGGGUAUGGCGCCAUACCCAUUUCACCCUCUGCUAAACCCCGUGUAGGUACCGUCGGUUAACAGUUGUCAGUACAGUUGCUUAGUAACAAGACGUUAGUUAUUGAUUUACUUUCAUGAUUAACUGAAUUUUGCUUAGAUUUAUAUUCCAUAUUUUGAACUUGUGCAUACUUUUUCAUUUCUUUGGUGAAAUUCGAGCACAUUUAUUAAUUUUUCAUCGUUUACAACUGUGGUGGCAGUACUCAUGGCGGGUGCCACUGGUGGGGCAGGAUAUGCUCGCAUUUCGCGAACACCUGACAUCAUCACUGUUACGACAGUGAUUCACGAGUGCAUGUCGUCACAGCUGUACAUAUUCUAAUGCACUGUGUCCGGUGCUAAUCUCGAUUUAGUAAACUAGUCUUAGAGUGGCAGUCAUGUUUGAGACAGUGCAAGGACAAAAUCUCCAAUAAAGGAUCUUCUUGGCAGUGGCUGUCCUCCUAUAGACGAGGGACUAGGUAGAGAUGCAUGGAGUCGACCACUGUUUUGCCAAAUGCUCAUUUGUCUCUGCACUGUGCAGAGAUACGACACUGAUGAUGUAUUACAUUGUUGUGUCAUUCAGAUUUAUAUCUAAACAUUUUUUUUCAACAGUACCCGUAAUGUCUUGUGAUAUAGCUGUCUAUGCUAGAGAUCGUUAAUUAAAUAUGUGCUA
Messenger RNA from Gigantopelta aegis, 1979 nucleotides. Its product is annotated as serpin B6-like. Gene Ontology annotation, molecular function: serine-type endopeptidase inhibitor activity. NCBI's taxonomy places the organism in Eukaryota, Metazoa, Mollusca, Gastropoda, Neomphalida, Peltospiridae. The record is from RefSeq and is a predicted model, not a curated record.